Camelina sativa (false flax) is the source of this 497-nucleotide messenger RNA. Lineage: Eukaryota; Viridiplantae; Streptophyta; Magnoliopsida; Brassicales; Brassicaceae. The record is from RefSeq and is a predicted model, not a curated record.
GCCAUGCUUCGUAAUAUCCUUUUUUUUGCGUUCUUGGUGACCAUAUUUUCGUUAUGGAUUCCGGAAACAUUGCACAAUCACAAGUUUGAUGAUGAUCAGUCUUUUGGUGCUGUCAAAGGUGAUCCUGACUCUAAUAAAGUGGCAGAGAAAAAUGAAAAAAGUUCUCUUUUGAAAAACUGGCCACUAAUGUCAUCUAUCAUCGUCUACUGCAUCUUUUCACUUCAUAAUAUGGCUUACUCAGAAAUCUUUUCGUUGUGGGCAAACAGCCCGAGGAAAUUUGGAGGUUUGGCAUAUACCACUGCAGAUGUUGGUUCUGUUCUUGCAAUUUCAGGCUUUGGUCUCUGUUGAUGUAUGAAAUCGACAAUAUAAAUAAUACGUAUAUAAGUAGGAAUAUAUCGGAGCAGGUCCUCUUAUUAACGAAGAAUUCGAGGAAUGGUUUUCGGAAAAUGACAAUUAAAGAGUAAAGCGCAGUUAAUACGAAAAAUACAGCUCUUCUC